Talpa occidentalis (Iberian mole) is the source of this 10706-nucleotide messenger RNA. RefSeq names its product sortilin related receptor 1 (gene SORL1). The coding region runs from base 47 to 6682 and encodes 2211 amino acids. Gene Ontology annotation, cellular component: Golgi apparatus; membrane. Lineage: Eukaryota; Metazoa; Chordata; Mammalia; Eulipotyphla; Talpidae. The transcript has 48 exons. The record is from RefSeq and is a predicted model, not a curated record. Gene Ontology annotation, molecular function: protein binding. Gene Ontology annotation, biological process: post-Golgi vesicle-mediated transport; protein retention in Golgi apparatus; protein targeting to lysosome.
AUUCUCUCCUGGCGGCGGCGCCACCUGCAGUAGCGUUCGCCCGAACAUGGCGACACGGAGCAGCAGGAGGGAGUCGCGACUCCCCUUCUUAUUCACCCUGGUCGCGCUGCUGCCGCCCGGGGCUCUCGGCGAGGUCUGGACGCGGACCCUGCACGGCGGCCGCGCGCCCCUGCCCCAGCACCGGGGCUUCCUCGUGGUGCAGGGCGACCCGCGCGAGCUGCGGCUGGGGGCGCGCGGGGAGCCCCGGGGGGCGGACGAGGUGCCUCUCCGGAGGAGACGGAGCGCUGCCCUGCAGCCGGAGCCCAUCAAGGUGUACGGACAGGUCAGCCUGAAUGACUCCCACAAUCAGAUGGUGGUGCACUGGGCUGGAGAGAAGAGCAACGUGAUUGUGGCCUUAGCCCGAGACAGCCUGGCAUUGGCACGGCCCAAGAGCAGUGACGUGUACGUGUCAUAUGACUAUGGAAAAUCAUUCAGGAAAAUUUCCGAGAAGUUGAACUUCGGCGUGGGAAAUAACAGUGAAGCCGUGGUGGCCCAGUUCUACCACAGUCCCGCAGACAACAAGCGUUACAUCUUUGCAGAUGCUUAUGCACAGUACCUCUGGAUCACAUUUGACUUCUGCAACACAAUCCAAGGCUUCUCCAUCCCAUUCCGGGCAGCUGAUCUCCUUCUGCAUAGCAAGGUCUCCAACCUUCUCCUGGGCUUUGACAGAUCUCACCCCAAUAAGCAGCUAUGGAAGUCAGAUGAUUUUGGCCAGACCUGGAUCAUGAUACAGGAGCACGUGAAGUCCUUUUAUUGGGGAAUCGAUCCCUAUGACAAGCCAAACACCAUCUAUGUGGAACGACACGAGCCCUCGGGCUACUCCACGGUUCUCCGCAGCACAGACUUCUUCCAGUCCCGAGAGAACCAGGAGGUGAUCCUCGAGGAAGUGAGAGACUUUCAGCUUCGGGACAAGUAUAUGUUCGCCACAAAGGUGGUGCAUCUCCUGGACAGCCAGCAGCCAUCUUCCAUCCAGCUCUGGGUCUCCUUUGGCCGGAAGCCCAUGCGAGCAGCCCAGUUUGUCACCAGACAUCCUAUUAAUGAAUAUUACAUCGCGGAUGCCUCUGAAGACCAGGUGUUUGUGUGUGUCAGCCACAGUAACAACCGCACCAACCUGUACAUCUCAGAGGCAGAGGGGCUGAAGUUCUCCCUGUCUCUGGAGAAUGUGCUCUAUUACAGUCCAGGCGGCGCUGGCAGCGACACGCUGGUGAGGUAUUUUGCAAAUGAACCAUUCGCUGACUUCCAUCGCGUGGAAGGGUUGCAAGGGGUCUACAUUGCUACUCUGAUUAAUGGUUCCAUGAAUGAGGAGAACAUGAGAUCAGUCAUCACCUUUGACAAAGGGGGAACCUGGGAAUUUCUUCAGGCCCCAGCCUUCACGGGAUAUGGAGAAAAAAUCAAUUGUGAGCUCUCCCAAGGCUGUUCCCUCCACCUGGCCCAGCGGCUUAGCCAGCUGCUCAACCUGCAGCUGCGGAGAAUGCCCAUCCUGUCCAAGGAGUCAGCUCCCGGUCUGAUCAUUGCCACUGGUUCAGUGGGAAAGAACUUGGCGAGCAAGACGAAUGUCUACAUUUCUAGCAGUGCCGGAGCCAGGUGGCGAGAGGCACUUCCUGGACCUCACUACUACACCUGGGGAGACCAUGGGGGCAUCAUCAUGGCCAUCGCCCAGGGCACGGAGACCAACGAGCUGAAAUACAGUACCAACGAAGGGGAGACCUGGAAAUCAUUUGUCUUCUCCGAGAAGCCGGUGUUUGUGUAUGGACUCCUCACGGAGCCUGGGGAGAAGAGUACCGUCUUCACCAUCUUUGGUUCCAACAAAGAAAAUGUGCACAGCUGGCUGAUCCUCCAGGUGAACGCCACCGAUGCCUUGGGGGUUCCCUGCACAGAAAACGACUAUAAGCUGUGGUCACCAUCUGAUGAGCGGGGCAACGAGUGUUUGUUGGGACACAAGACUGUCUUCAAACGGAGGACACCCCACGCGACGUGCUUCAAUGGCGAAGACUUCGACCGGCCAGUGGUCGUGUCCAACUGCUCCUGCACCCGUGAGGACUAUGAAUGUGACUUUGGCUUCAAGAUGAGUGAAGACUUGUCACUGGAGGUUUGUGUGCCGGAUCCUGAGUUUUCUGGGAAGUCCUACUCCCCACCUGUGCCUUGUCCUGUGGGUUCGACUUACAGAAGAACCAGAGGGUACCGGAAGAUCUCUGGGGACACCUGUAGCGGAGGAGAUGUGGAAGCACGACUAGAAGGAGAGCUGGUUCCAUGUCCCCUGGCAGAGGAGAAUGAGUUCAUCCUGUACGCCAUGCGGAAGUCCAUCCACCGCUACGACCUGGCAUCAGGGGCCACCGAGCAGCUGCCUCUCACCGGCCUGCGGGCGGCGGUGGCCUUGGAUUUUGACUAUGAGCACAACUGCUUGUAUUGGUCUGACCUGGCCUUGGACAUCAUCCAGCGCCUCUGUCUGAAUGGGAGUACAGGGCAAGAGGUGAUCAUCAAUUCUGGCCUGGAGACAGUAGAAGCAUUGGCCUUUGAGCCCCUCAGCCAGCUACUUUACUGGGUGGAUGCUGGCCUCAAGAAGAUUGAGGUGGCUAGUCCAGAUGGUGAUUUCCGACUCACGAUUGUCAAUUCCUCUGUGCUGGACCGGCCCAGGGCUCUGGUCCUCCUGCCCCAGGAGGGGGUCAUGUUCUGGACCGACUGGGGAGACCUGAAGCCUGGCAUUUAUCGGAGCAACAUGGAUGGCUCUGCUGUCCAUCGCCUUGUGUCAGAGGAUGUGAAAUGGCCCAAUGGCAUCUCUGUGGACGACCAGUGGAUUUACUGGACAGAUGCCUACCUGGACUGCAUUGAACGUGUCAGUUUCAGUGGCCAGCAGCGCUCUGUCAUCCUGGACAACCUCCCCCACCCCUAUGCCAUUGCCGUCUUCAAGAAUGAAAUCUACUGGGACGAUUGGUCACAGCUCAGCAUAUUCCGAGCUUCCAAACACAGCGGGUCCCGGGUGACAAGCCUGGCAAGUCAGCUCACGGGACUGAUGGACAUGAAGAUUUUCUACAAGGGAAAGACAACCGGAAGCAAUGCCUGUGUGUCCAGGCCCUGCAGCCUGCUGUGCCUGCCCAAGGCAAACAACAGUAAAAGCUGCAGGUGUCCAGAGGGUGUGUCCAGCAGCAUCCUCCCAUCUGGGGACCUAAUGUGCGAGUGCCCACAGGGCUACCAGCUGAAGAACAACACCUGUGUCAAAGAAGAGAACACCUGUCUCCGCAACCAGUAUCGCUGCAGCAACGGGAACUGUAUCAACAGCAUCUGGUGGUGUGACUUUGACAACGACUGUGGGGACAUGAGCGAUGAGAGAGACUGCCCUACUACCAUUUGUGAUCUGGACACGCAGUUCCGUUGCCAGGAGUCUGGGACUUGUAUCCCUCUCUCCUACAAGUGUGACCUUGAGGAUGACUGUGGAGAUAACAGUGAUGAAAGCCACUGUGAAAUGCACCAGUGCCGCAGCGAUGAAUACAACUGCAGCUCUGGCAUGUGCAUCCGCUCCUCCUGGGUAUGUGACGGGGACAAUGACUGCAGGGACUGGUCUGACGAAGCCAACUGCACGGCCAUCUAUCACACCUGUGAGGCCUCAAACUUCCAGUGCCGCAACGGGCACUGCAUCCCCCAGCGGUGGGCGUGUGAUGGUGACAUGGACUGCCAAGAUGGCUCUGAUGAAGAUCCCGUCAACUGUGAGAAGAAGUGCAAUGGCUUCCGCUGCCCGAAUGGCACCUGCAUCCCGUCCAGCAAGCACUGCGAUGGUCUGCGGGACUGCUCGGACGGCUCGGACGAACAGCACUGCGAGCCCCUGUGCACACGCUUCAUGGAUUUUGUGUGCAAGAACCGCCAGCAGUGCCUGUUCCACACCAUGGUAUGUGAUGGGAUUGUCCAGUGCCGGGACGGAUCUGACGAAGACCCUGCGUUCGCGGGAUGCUCCCAAGACCCGGAGUUCCACAAGGUUUGUGACGAGCUCAGCUUCCAGUGUCAGAAUGGCGUGUGCAUCAGUUUGAUCUGGAAGUGUGACGGGAUGGAUGAUUGUGGUGAUUACUCUGAUGAAGCCAACUGUGAAAACCCCACAGAAGCCCCAAACUGUUCCCGCUACUUCCAGUUCCAGUGUGAGAAUGGCCACUGCAUCCCCAACCGGUGGAAAUGUGACAGGGAAAAUGACUGUGGGGACUGGUCUGAUGAGAAGGACUGUGGAGAUUCACAUCUUCUACCCUCCCCGACUCCGGGGCCCUCCACAUGCCUGCCCAAUUACUACCGCUGCAGCAGCGGCGCCUGUGUGAUGGACAGCUGGGUGUGCGACGGCUACCGGGACUGCGCUGACGGCUCGGACGAGGAAGCCUGCCCCUCUCCGCCAAAUGUCACUGCUGCCUCCACUCCUACCCAGCUUGGGCAGUGUGACCGAUUUGAGUUCGAGUGUCACCAACCCAAGAAGUGCAUCCCCAACUGGAAGCGCUGUGAUGGCCAUCGAGAUUGCCGGGACGGCCGGGAUGAGGAAAACUGCCCCACACACAGCACCCUGACCUGCAUGAGCAGGGAGUUCAGGUGCACAGACGGUGAGGCCUGCAUCGUGCUGUCCGAGCGCUGCGACGGCUUCCUGGACUGCUCGGAUGAGAGCGAUGAGAACGGCUGCAGCGAUGAAUUGACUGUAUACAAAGUACAGAACCUUCAGUGGACAGCCGACUUCUCCGGGGAUGUCACUUUGACCUGGAUGCGGCCCAAGAAAAUGCCCUCUGCUUCUUGCGUCUAUAACGUCUACUAUAGAGUGGUUGGAGAAAGUAUAUGGAAGGCUCUGGAGACCCACAGCAAUAAAACCAACACGAUCUUGAAAGUCCUGAAGCCGGAUACCACGUAUCAGGUUAAAGUUCAGGUCCAAUGUCUGAGCAAGGUGCACAGCACCAAUGACUUCGUGACCCUGAGGACUCCGGAAGGUUUGCCCGAUGCCCCUGGAAAUCUCCAGCUGUCACUCCACAGGGAGAUGGAAGGCGUGAUUGUUGGCCACUGGACUCCUCCUGUCCAUACCCAUGGCCUCAUUCGAGAGUACAUUGUAGAAUACAGCAGGAGUGGUUCCAAGGUGUGGGCCUCCCAGAGGGCUGCUAGUAAUGUCACCGAAAUCAGGAACUUAGCUGUCAACACCCCAUACACUGUCAGAGUGGCUGCGGUGACUAGUCGUGGAAUAGGAAACUGGAGCGAUUCGAAAUCCAUUACCACCAUCCAAGGAAAAGUGAUUCCACCGCCAGAUAUCCACAUUGACAGCUAUAGUGAAAAUUCUUUAAGCUUCACCCUGACCACAGAGAGUGACAUCAAGGUGAAUGGCUAUGUGGUGAACCUUUUCUGGGCCUUUGACACCCACAAACAAGAGAAGAGAACAUUGAGCUUCCGAGGAAGCACAUUGUCACACAAAGUUGGCAAUCUGACCGCGCACACGGCCUAUGAGAUUUCUGCCUGGGCAAAGACUGACUUGGGGGAUAGUCCUCUGGCCUUUGAGCAUGUCAUGACAAAAGGAGUCCGCCCACCUGCUCCCAGCCUCAAAGCCAAGGCCGUCAAUCAGACUGCAGUGGAAUGCACCUGGACUGGCCCCAGGAAUGUGGUUUAUGGCAUUUUCUACGCUACGUCCUUUCUUGACCUCUAUCGAAACCCAAAGAGCUUGACUACUCCCCUCCACAACAAAACGGUCAUUGUCAGCGGGGACGAGCAGUAUUUGUUUCUGGUCCGGGUGGUGGUGCCCUACCAGGGCCCGUCCUCCGACUACGUCGUGGUGAGGAUGAUCCCAGACAGCAGGCUUCCCCCCCGCCACCUGCAUGUGGUCCACACCAGCAAAACCUCGGUUGUCAUCAAGUGGGAAUCCCCGUAUGAUUCUCCUGACCAGGACUUGUUAUAUGCAAUUGCAGUAAAAGAUCUAAUAAGAAAGAGUGACCGGAGCUACAAAGUGAAAUCCCGCAACAGCACUGUGGAAUACACCCUGAACAAGUUGGAACCUGGAGGGAAAUACCACGUCAUUGUCCAACUAGGGAACAUGAGCAAAGAUAGCAGUAUAAAAAUUACCACAGUUUCGUUAUCAGCACCUGAUGCCUUAAAAAUUAUAACAGAAAAUGACCACGUUCUUCUGUUUUGGAAAAGUCUUGCUCUGAAGGAGAAGCAUUUUAAUGAAAGCAGGGGCUAUGAGAUCCACAUGUUCGACAGUGCCAUGAACAUCACCGUUUACCUUGGGAAUACUACUGACAAUUUCUUUAAAAUUUCCAACCUAAAACUGGGUCAUAAUUAUACUUUCACUGUCCAAGCCAGAUGCCUUUUUGGCAGCCAGAUGUGUGGGGAGCCUGCUGUGCUGCUGUAUGAUGACCUGGGGUCUGGUGGGGAUGCGUCAGCGUUUCAAGCUGCCAGAUCCACUGACGUCGCUGCCGUGGUGGUGCCCAUCUUGUUCCUGAUCCUGCUGAGCCUUGGGGUCGGGUUUGCCAUCCUGUACACAAAGCAUCGGAGGCUACAGAGCAGCUUCACUGCUUUUGCCAACAGCCACUACAGCUCCAGGCUGGGUUCUGCCAUCUUCUCCUCAGGGGAUGACUUGGGGGAAGACGAUGAAGACGCUCCUAUGAUAACUGGAUUUUCAGACGACGUUCCAAUGGUGAUAGCCUGAAAGUUUUUCUCACUAGAAACCAAAUGGUGUAAAUAUUUUAUUUGAUAAAGAUAGUUGAUGGUUUAUUUUAAAAGAUGCACUUUGAGUUGCAAUAUGUUAUUUUUAUAUGGGCCAAAAACAAAGCAAAAACAAAAAAAAAAAAAAAGGAGAGAAAGGAAUGAAUAAACUUUGUAGUAAUCAACUGUGAACUUCAAGCCAGGUUAAUUUCAGUAACCAAACUGCUUCGAUUUGACAUUAAUGUAGUCUUACAGGGCUGUGCUUGCUGGGCAUGCUUUUAAGUCUGUGAGAUAAUUUUGGUUCAAUAAACUGGUCAUUCUUUUUAUUUUUCUAAGACACAGAAAUGUAUUUAAUAAAAACUUCAAGACAGAGUGACGGGUGGAAGCCCUGAAAUUUUGAACUUUGUUUGGGUUUAGUUUAUAUGAAAGUAUGUGGGUGUGUUACAGGGGAAGCUUCUUUUGUGUUAUUUUGUUAAUUUAUUGGGACUCUGUAUAAAGCAGGGCUUUCGGCCCAUCUGACAUCACACAUGUUUCGAGCCCCUCACCCGUCGGGUUGAGGGGUGGGGAACAGAAGCAGUUUUGUUGCCAUUCCGGAAACGAUCCAUUUUUGUUCGCGUGCGUGUCACAUAAUGGCAUCUGGCCGGAGGGGGCACUGAGUCAUCGCCCCAUUUCAGCUCAGCAGAGCUGCAGCUGGGAAGCCCCGCGAGCAGCCGCUUCCUUGCUCUGUUCAUUGACGGUAGCUUGCUGUAUCCGCCUCUGUACCAGAUGAGCUUUCAGAGCUACAAAGCGGUAACGCUGCUUUAUGAUUCACUGGUGUCAUUGUCGAUGGCAAAAAAGUCGCUCUGCUUGAGGGAGAGUUCUAGAUCUGCGCCAUGAUAGAUACACUGGCAAAUAGGGUACCUAAUUUUUCCAUUCUGGAUUCUUUGCUUUUAACCACUGAGAAACCUCGAAUGUAAAACUUUGUGUUUGUGUUGAGGUAGCCAUGUGUUGUCCUGAAAAGCUCCAUGCUGAUAUAUGCAGCCAUUUUAAAUUGGGUCAGUGCCUUCUCUUUUUUUCUGCCACCUCUCUCACCCGUGCCCCUGCCUGAUUUAAAGAAAAAAUGCUGUUUCACUUUCACAGGGGUGCAGGAGAGCUGCGUGUUUGAGGCUAUUCAAGCUAAUUCUUAGAAGCAGCAGUACUAGAGCUUAUUCUCUCUGUAAAAUGAGGGGGGCUUUCUCCCCGCCCCCACCCUUCUGCCUUUAAAUGUCCCUCCACCCUGUAUUAAAAUUAGGGCCGCAUGACAGACAUGUGGUCCCACUGGGGCCCCCACCUUUCAGCCUGAGUGUCGUGGCCCCCCCGGUCUAACAUUGCUGUGACUUCUGUGUGAACCUCACCACCAGGCUUCUCCCCACUGAGAAGCAGUGAGCAGUGGGGCUGUUGCAGAGCCAGGCUUCUGAAUACGUGUCCUUCAUAGUCAAGCUUCGUAAAACCCCAUCUCUUAGAUGUGCGGCAUCACCUCACAAGUAUUUGCUUUCUUUUAACCAAAAGUAUCAUUCUUGGGUGAGGGUACAGUUUUCUUCUACUUAGUGAUUGUUGGGAAAACCAAGAGCCAAUUAAACUAGUUUUGAGCAUUUUUUUAAUUUAUAUGUAUAUAUUUUGGAUGAGUAUUUUAAACUGUAGACAACUUAGUGUGUCGUGUGUGGGUCGGGGUCCAUUUGGUUUUUAACAAGUGGUGGUAACGAUGACCCUACUUCCAGCAUAGUUUCUUUCCUAGCUCUCGCUUUUGUUUUUUUUUUUUUUUUCAAAGACUGGAAUUUCUUUGGCAUCAUCUUGUCUUACCUUGGAGUUUUGUUCAAAACUCCAAACCCUACCACCUCCUCUCUAAUAAGCUCUUUAAGUCGCUGAAAGAUUAACAAGCCUAGUGGGAGGCGAGUCAUUCAAUUGAACCACUAGAAAAUAUAUUUUCUUUUCUUUUUCUGCCAACUUUUUGGUGGCAUUUGCACACACGGAUGUAAAAGGCUUGGAGACUUUAUUUUCAAUUAUUCCAUAGGCAAGCCUUUUAUGGAGCAUAUGUCUCCAGUUGGCAACUUGCGAUAUUCUUGAGCGGCUAGUUCUCGUUCCCAGUGCCUCCCAAAGCUUUGUCCCCAGUACUGUAGAGACCGGCCAUCACCCCUCUCUUUGGAAAAUGCCACUGUGCUGUCUGAGACAAAGCAGCCUUUUAGGGCUAGAGUAUUUUAUAUAAACAGAAGAGCUAAGUUCCUGAAGACUAAGCUAGAUAGAUGCAGCUAUGUGUAAAUUGUAUAUUUUUAUGAAAUGUUGAAGCACACACUCUGUUUCCCUCUGCAUAGCUUUGUGGGGUUUGGUGACUUCUGCCAUCUGCAGGAGUCCAGGGGUUGGAGAGCCAGUAGGAAAUGAAAACAAAAACUACAUUCAGCCUUUGAAGGUGACCAGAUAAUUGUCUUCACUGCAACUAGUGUGAGGCCCUGAUUAUGAAAAAGGGAUUUCCAUGCCGCAUUGGAGAUAACACCUCAAAUAUUCACACUGUACAGGGGAAAUGUUUUAUUCAGUCCUGGGAUUCAUUCACAUGUCAGGAGCCCCCCUCCAUGUGGACCUCUAAUAGACCAUUACAAUUCAGUGGGCAGGGGGAGUGUGUUCAGAUUUUCUCUGGAUGCUGAUUUUUGUCCCUGUAUAUGUUGAGUGACCACCACCCCCACCUUGAGCAUAAUGAGACAUGGGUCCAUGUGGAUGAAAUGACACUUCUGCAGAGGAUUCCAGGGAGAAGCUGUGUCUGCACACCUGUUUCCAGGUGUUCUAGUGACUACUGGCUGCUUUGGAGAGCUGGGUAAACAGUUAGGAAGCUGGUAACUGGUAGAAACUUCUGGCCUUGGGAAGAGUGGCUCCUGAGUGUCCAGUAGUGUCACUAGACUGGGUGGGACAGAUGUGGGAUAAGCCCAGUGCUCCCUUAGGCACGGUGGGGUGCCCCAUUAGACUGAGCUAUAGCUCAGUCAAUAAGGAAUGCAACCUUUCUCCAACCAGUGGCCAUUUUGCCAAGGGGUGGUAGGAAAAUUGGGGAGAACAAUGGUAAGGUGAUCACCUUACACAUAAGUCACCCAUUUAUCCUCAGAAUCCUGCCUUUACGUAUCCACCCGGCCACUCCAUCCAGUCAGCUUACAUUCCCAGUGCUUCCUUGACGACAGAAACCCCAUCCUGUCAGUAUGGUUGGUCACUUUCCCAUGAAGGGGGUUAUGGUAGAUCCUGAAAAGUUUCCCCUUCCUUCGGCAGAGUAGGAAGGUCCCUCAGAGAAGGGAUCCUCCUCCACAUUGAUUUUAGGAACUGACUCUCAAGCUCUGUGCAGAAUCUUCACUUGUUUUGGGACUGUAUCUUGACAUUCCUAUUAUGUUAUUUUUUAAAACUGGAGUGUGUGCUGCCUUUCAGGUACAAUUUUUGUGUAAUAAAAGCCAGUGCAUUAAGUUUAUAUAGACUACUUUCUAUGCAAGACUGAGGAUAUGGACUAGCUAGCAAGAGAGAUGUAAUAUUAAGUACACGGAUAAUAAACACGUUUCCAGAUGGGGGAUCACCACUGAGCAUGGGUUGAGCGGGAGGCUAUGUUUCUGCCCACUGAUUUUGAGCAGUCAUAAUAAUUAAAUCAUCAGAGCCAAGUAACCCAAGAAUGGUAUUAGUUUCAUGUAUAAUAGCUCAAAUGGAAUCAGUGUGAAUGCUAAAGUGGAACAUUAUUCUCAGAUAUUCCAUGUCAUUUCUCAUUUAAAGACCUGUUACAAGUUAUUAGAAACUUUAGGCAAAAAUCAAAAGUAUUUGCAGCAAAAUAAAGGCCUACUCUGCUCUUAUUUAAAGUGAAACACUGUAAACUUGUUUCUCUCCAAAGCGAAAUUAGGUAUUUAUGAUUUCAAUUGCCUGGAUAAGUUUCCAAAUCACUAAUUUAUGCUGAAGAUUUUACUAUAUUGCACAAUUUUAAGACAAUUUUGAUCUCAAUGUCAACUUUUUUCACUGAAUAAAAAUUUAACUGGGUCAAGAAAACACCUAUUUGAAAA